GGCACAAUGCAGUCAGGCAAGUACCAUUCUCCUGGCAACCACCAAACCCAGACAUGUCCAUCAGAUUGCCAGACAGAGAAGCGCGAUUCAUCACUCCAGAGAAGAUUUCUCCACUGCUCUGACACUGCAUUGCACUUGUGGCUUACCACUUGCUGUUCUUCCCAGUUGCUUCCACCUUUUGUUAUAACACCACUAACAGUUGACCGUGGAAUAUUUAAUAACAAGGAAAUUUCAUUGACUUAUUGCACAGGUGCAACCUAUCACGGUACACGCUUGAAUUCACUAAACUCCUGAGAGCAACCCAUUCUUUCACAAAUAUUUGUAGAAGCAGUCUGCAUGCCUAG
Messenger RNA from Staurois parvus, 344 nucleotides. The record is from the annotation of a GenBank genome assembly. NCBI's taxonomy places the organism in Eukaryota, Metazoa, Chordata, Amphibia, Anura, Ranidae.